This is a messenger RNA of Chara braunii, 3997 nucleotides long. NCBI's taxonomy places the organism in Eukaryota, Viridiplantae, Streptophyta, Charophyceae, Charales, Characeae. The record is from the annotation of a GenBank genome assembly.
CCGGGGUGCCGCGCUCGUCACACACACACACACACUCACACAAACAAAAACACACAAACAGAGGAUCGCGGUGAAACAUGAGCUUCUGCCACUUUGUGCUUGUGUGCCGCUCUAGAUUGAUGUUGGAAGCCGCCAAUGGUCGAACCUUCUGUUUUUGGUCGAAGGAGUGGUGAACUGCUUCGGUUGAAAGAGAGGCGCGGCAGCUUGUAGACGCACGCUGAUCAAUUGUCAAGGUAAUGGAGUCAAUGGGGACACGACUUUGAGAGAGAGGAGAGAGGCUUGAGGCUUAAGAAGGCUUACUUAGCGGCUGGUGGCCAUAGCUGUAUUGAAGAAGAAGACGUCAAGGCGUCGAGGGAAUGGCAUCUUCAAUCAAGAUCUUAUUCUUGUGGCACCAGAGCUUUUGAGGGUUGUGGGGACGAGGUAGGUUAGGCUGGUUGGGUUGAAAUGGCUGGAGGAGGGGGAGUGGCUGGUGAGAAAGUUCCUUGAACCUGCUUGUUCGGAAGGUAAUGAGCCGACGAGGAGGACUCGAAGAAAGGCGAGACAGAAAGGCCAUGAACGCGGAGGACGAGUCGGGGAUGCUCGUCGAGGAAAGCAGUUUGCAAACAGUAGAGAGAAGGGGAAGGCGGAAACAAGGUCACCGCUAAGCGGCUGAAGGGUGCGCUGCGAAGAUAUCCAGUUUUUUGGGGGGGCGGAGGGGGGAAGACCCCCUCAACGGCGGGAGAUCGGAUCGUGGUUUGUCAGCGAUGGGUUGCUGCUGUCCGACAAUUCGGCUGGGUCCGUCGAAGAGCAGCUCCAUGAAUCCUAUGAAGCCGCCGGAUUCCGGUCAUGAUAUUCCGAAGCCGGAAAUGCCGAAGCCGGAAAUGCCGAAGCCGGAUAUGCCGAAGCCGGAAAUGCCGAAGCCGGAAAUACCGGAGUCGACGGCUGGGGGUGUUCAGGUGAAGAAGUACUCGGCCGAGGAGAUAAAGAGAGCUACUAACAAUUUCGACGUUUCCACGAGGAUUGGAGGGGGUGGGUUUGGCACGGUGUACAAGGGCACCGUUAGAACGUCAGUGCACACUCAGCAGACCGUGGCCAUCAAGAAGCUGGGUGUGGAUUCGCGGCAGGGAAUCAAUGAGCUUGUCAAGGAGAUCGAGAUUCUUCCCCGUCUUCAUCAUCGGCACCUUGUCACUUUGGUAGGGUAUUGCAGUGCCCCCGGGUGUCUCGCCUUGGUUUACGAGUACAUCUCGAAUGGGACUCUGAACGAUCAUAUGUACGGCUCCAAGGCUACGCCAUCGGGAUUGCCGUGGCUCACCCGGAUCUCGAUAGCUCUCGACGUGGCACGUGCGCUCAGUUACCUUCAUCUCCACGUGACGCCGGGCGUCAUUCAUCGCGAUAUCAAGCCGUCCAACAUCUUGAUUGAUCAGAAGAUGCAUGCGAAGCUGACGGACUUUGGGUUGUCGAAACUUCUCCCCGAUGACGAGGAGUACACUCACUUGACGACGAAUAUCAAGGGAACGCAAGGCUACCUGGACCCGGAGUACUUCCAAACUCGUCGGCUGACGGAAAGGACGGAUGUGUACAGCUUCGGUGUGGUAAUGUUGGAACUGAUCACGGGAAGAAAGCCGUUGGAGAUAAUCACAGGAAUGCGGCGAUUCGACCUUGUGAAGUGGGCGAGGGCGGAGAUGAAGAAGGGGAACAUACGCAGUGUGCUCGAUCAUAGGAUCGCUGAAGGCGCGUAUUCGGUGGACGCUCUGUGGAAGUUAGCCGACUGCGCCAUGACGUGUUGCGAGCCUUAUUCGGCAAAUCGGCCGAACAUCGGUGACGUGGUAAGGUAUAUCGAGGAGGCGGAGACCCUGCAGAGAGAAGGGUCAAGGAGCGGUCAAGCUUUUCCGGAGAGGAUAGGUUCUGGCGCUCAAAACGCAGGACCAUCAGGAGGGGGAGCGGGAGGAGGUGGGCAUGCAAACCACAUGCCGCAGGCAGGAAGAGGAGGAGCAUUACCCUCCGUCUCGCCUGCUCGAUGAUCGGCCUCCACCACAAGGAGGAGAGGCGGAGGUGGGGUAUCAAUACAAACCUAUGCAUCCUGGAGAAGGACGACCGCCAUAUCCAGCUUCUACGUUUCAUUAUCCCAAUGCGGCUGCAGUAGGAACGCCGGUCCGCUCUCCGUCCCAAGCGGUUGCUUACCCACCGUACGAUACUCUCCUCGCUCUGCUAACCCCGCUGGUAUCCCGCGAUAGUAGUCCGUUGCAGCCCUCGGCGCUGCCGUGGCUUGCUGUAUCACUGCUGCUGUGGGGAUGGUUCGCCAGUUGGGGCUGUGUAACAGAGGAGGAUGUGCUCAAGUAUAUAAUAGGUAUGAUGUCAUUUUUAUUUGCCCAUUCGAUGGGGAGCUCUCUCUCUCUCUCUCUCUCGUUUCUCUACUCCUCGGGUCCCGGUCUUUCCGAGCGUGGUAGUUGUUAGUGCUGAUGUCGGUGUAGCUUGUGACCUGGUUGGGAUUUCAACCAGGGAAAGCCUUGAAGAAAGCCCACGAGGUGGAUGCCACUGACGAGUGUACCUUCUCCUGCAUGGUCAUGCCACAGUGGGAAGAAGAGGAUGCAAAAGACACCUCGACGUACUGCUGCGUUCCCGCGCUUGGAGGCGGCGAAAGGGAGAAGGGGCUGCUGGCAACUAGUACGGUGAAGGAAGUCUAGGCAUCUAGACUAGAAGGUACUACUUGGAUUACCGUACUUUAUUUUAUUUAUUGUGUCAGGCUCGCGCUUGUGUUCACUCUUGUCGGGUUGUUGGUGCAUUCGUGUGCAUUCGCUUACUGUGCCAUUGUCUGCUCUUGUUUGCUAGGGCGCGCUAGUGAGAGAGAGAGAGAGAGAGAGAGAGAGNGAGAGAGAGAGAGAGAGAGAGAGAGAGAGAGAGAGAGAGAGAGAGAGAGAGAGAGAGAGAUGCUUAUGCUAGACAUAGACAAGGAGGCUGUGCAUAAAGUGAUUGUUUUGUACAGGUACUACAGGAUAUAGCAGUAGCUUGUAGGUGGGUAGGCGGGUAGGUGGGUAGGUGAGUUGUUUGCGUUGUGAGUUAUUAUGUGUCGUGAUGAGAUACUCUAUUCGAAUUGCUUGCCCUUGGUGACGACGAAGGGGUUGGCUCGUCGAUGCUGUCAUCGAUCCUGAAUCAAUAAUUUAUCGGCGAUGGACCUAUUUUGUCUCUGUUCUUUCUGAAAUCUUCUGGACUCUGUGCAAUUAUUAGGACUCCGUUCCGGUCACGUAAUGUUCCUCAUUCGUGGAACAGAAAUGAAGGAAGGUAGGAUGGUUAAGGGAGCGAGGUUUACGUGGAGUAAAAGUAAGAUGUCGAGAUAGAAGCUUAGUAGGAGCGUAAGUCGAGGAGGAGGAGGAAGAGGCGGGUGAUUGUAUAAAGAUGAGAGAAAGGAGAAAACGAACGGGAGGGGAGGAAGGUUACACUGUGAUAACGAUGUUGUUGAAGAUUGCUCCUGACGUUCGGGACAUCGUCCAGGAGCUUCUAAAACUGUGUGUCGUGUAUAGCCCAAAUAAAGAUUGAGUGCGCACUUAACCGUGGUUAAGGCGUUGAUUGGUUGGGGCUUUGGAAAGGACAACAGAGGAUCCAAAUGUGAAAGGAUUUGAUUGGUUGGGGCUAUGGAAGGGAUCGAAGAGAGGAGGAUUUCUGAGUGACUGAUAAGUUCCUCCCUUCUUUGUUCUUCGUGCAAGCUUGGCCAUGGUCCAGGGAGGGAUUCGUUAAUUAAUUGGUUGAUUGAUUGAUUGGUGUUGAGGACAGAGGAGCAUUUUUUAGAAUCAGGGGGAUUUAAUUUGGGCUCCUAAGAUAGGACGAUUUGUGAGUGACGUGAUUCCCUCGUUUUUUGUUCUGUUUUGUUUUUUGUGUUUUGUUCUUUUUGUCAUGGUGAGCGAGCAAAGGUGGGGGCCUGUGGUAGAAAACUCCUCGCAAAAACACCUCAGGAGCAUUUGUAUUGUCCGGUAAUUUUCCAACAUUAAUUUACGGUUCCCUGUCCUGCUAUGGCUCCCUAUUA